Messenger RNA from Amaranthus tricolor (Joseph's coat), 1811 nucleotides. RefSeq names its product E3 ubiquitin-protein ligase PRT1. NCBI's taxonomy places the organism in Eukaryota, Viridiplantae, Streptophyta, Magnoliopsida, Caryophyllales, Amaranthaceae. Gene Ontology annotation, biological process: proteasome-mediated ubiquitin-dependent protein catabolic process. The transcript is spliced from 7 exons. The coding region runs from base 25 to 1293 and encodes 422 amino acids. The record is from RefSeq and is a predicted model, not a curated record. Gene Ontology annotation, molecular function: ubiquitin protein ligase activity; zinc ion binding.
UUUUCAUUCAACUCUUCUUUAUCCAUGGCCGAAGAAUCUCCCUCUUGUUUCUCACUUGAAACUGAUGAGGAAUCUGUGUCUGAUUCUUUCGUUUGCUGCGUUUGUUUGGAUCUACUAUACAAGCCCAUUGUGCUAGAGUGUGGUCACGCUUCCUGCUUCUGGUGUGUUCAUAAAUCCAUGGACAGUUUUCACGAAUCUCAUUGUCCGAUUUGUAGACAUCCGUAUCAUCACUUUCCUACUAUCUGUGAAAUGCUGCACUUUUUGCUUUUAAAGAUGUAUCCUUUGGCUUAUAGAAGAAGGGAGAAACAAAUUCUUGUGGAGGAAAAGAAGUCUGGGUAUUUCUCACCACAGCUUGAUUGCAAAGAGCUCAACGAAUCUUCAAAAAUGGCCAGUAAUGGUUCAAGUGCUGCUGAUGUUGAUAGAUCUUCUGAAACAAUUUUAAUGUCUGAUGUCCUUUGUCCAGCUUGCAAGCAACUUCUAUAUCGUCCAGUAGUUCUUAAUUGUGGCCAUGUAUAUUGUGAAGUUUGCAUCGAGGUUCCAGAAGAUGGAAACAUAGUAUGCAAGGUUUGCGAGUGUCCACAACCACGUGGCUGUCCAAAUGUUUGUUUGGAGUUCAAUAAUAUUAUAGAGGAGCGAUUUCCAAAAGAAUAUGCCACACGGAGGGGAAGUACUGAACAGAAACAAUCACAUUUUCAGCAAAAGAAUCCAUCCAAUUCUGCAAAAAGGGUCCCCUUCAUACCAUCUAGGCGCAGUGAAGAUUUCAUUCCGUGGUGGAAUGAGCAUGCUUCUAAGGUUCAUGUAGGAGUUGGUUGUGAUUGCUGCGGGAUGUAUCCCAUAGUAGGAGAUAGGUACAGAUGCCAAGAUUGUGUGGAGCAUAUAGGAUUUGACCUUUGUGGAGAUUGCUAUAAUUCACGGUCCAAACGACCAGGUAGAUUCAACCAGCAGCAUACUUCAGAUCACAGAUUUCAGCAUAUCAAACAGUCAAAUACUGUACAGAAUAUAAUGCUGCGCCUUGUUGGAGGACAUCUGGUAGAUGAUACUGGAGUUCCUAUUCUGGCCGUCACUACUCUUGAAGAUCAUCAAGACGGUUGGAUUGCUGUUGAGUCCGUCGCUCCAGAGAACACUCACGACAAUGUAGCUGGUGAUAUCAUCCCUUAUAACAGUGACGUGCAGGAAGAAUCUGGUGAGGUGGAGAUUGAUGGUCUGGACAUUGCUGUAAAUAAUUCGUCUUCUCCAUCCAAUCAUGAUCAUAUUGCUGUUCAAGAUGAUGAUGAUGAUGAUCCAACAUUCUAAGCUGUAUGAAAUCUGAAUUAUCUGAGGAGCCCUUGCAAGAUUUUUAUUCAAAUAUGUUCACCUUCACUCGAACUUUGAAUAAACACGGGCUCAAUCAUUCUGGAUUUGUGAUAUGGUUCACGUUUAAUCUAUUAGUUGCAUACUUUUCGAUCUUUAAAAAUGUGUAUAUUUUAAGAAGCGGAAAUUUGGUUACCGAUUAGUAUCCAUUGUACAAUUACUUGCACUAAUUGGAAUGAUUUGUACGAAUUGUCGCUUGAAGAAGGAUCCAUUUUUCAGUUAUUUACGUCGAUACUGAUUGAGAAUUUUCUUUUGCAAUGAAUGAAAUUUACGAUCCCUUGAAGGAAUCAUAUCCGUUUUGCUCUGUACUUGCGAGGAAUUAUUCUCUCUAUUUCUUUAAAUUUGUGCCGAACUACUCAAAAAACUCUUUGGAGAAUUGAAAUGAGGAAAACUUUCUGAGAUGAAGUAUAUAAUAAAUAUGCAAGAGAAGCCUCAAGUCUGCAAGAAAUACAUGUGGAAUA